Molecule: messenger RNA, 315 nt
Organism: Tetrahymena thermophila SB210
Lineage: Eukaryota; Ciliophora; Oligohymenophorea; Hymenostomatida; Tetrahymenidae
Exons: 2
Source: RefSeq, a predicted model, not a curated record
AUGAAUUAUAUUUUGUUUUUAUAAGAUAGAGAUAAUAAAAAAUAUUUAAACGUUUUAAAUUCAGUUCUCAUAUGGCUAAAUGAAGUAUAAGUCUAAAUUGAUGCUUUACUUUUAAAGGAUGAAUACUUAAUUCCUCUGCUGCAAUUAAAUUACAAAAGAUACUUUGAAUCUUAUUUAAUGAUGUCUAAAAUCUACUUAAAGGGAAAAAUCAUUAUCAUGGAGAAAUCUUUACUAAUUUUAUUGCCCAAAAAGGAUAACAGGGAAUUAAUUACUGAAUUAGGAGAAACAGGAUAGAUGGUUGGAGGAAUCAAUUGA